AUCCCCAUCCUCGUUCCUUCCGACUUUCAUUUCAGAAAUACCAGAGUAGAAGCAUUUUCAUAACUUCUUAUUUUUUAUUAUUUCGUUCUUUAAUUUUUAGAGUAUCUAACCACGCCCAAGAUUCAAUUCUCUUAUCAUGGAUCAGCUCAAACUAUCACUUCAAUUUUUACUAACACUUCAUCUAUUAGCAUCAGGUGCAGUAUCAACCACAACCUUCACCGUGGUUAACAAAUGCGACUAUUCAGUGUGGCCAGGCAUUCUCUCAAACGCAGGAAUCGCGGCGCUUCCAACAACCGGUUUCCUUCUACAAACCGGAGAGGCCAAAACCAUCACCGCUCCAACCUCUUGGGGUGGCCGUUUAUGGGGCCGCACUCUCUGCACGCAAGACUCCGCUGGAAAAUUCUCCUGCCUCACGGGCGAUUGUGGCUCCGGCACGAUCGAAUGUGCGGGCAACGGUGCCUCGCCGCCAGCGACCUUGGCCGAGUUCACACUCAACGGUGACAGAGGUCUUGAUUUCUUCGACGUGAGCCUAGUGGACGGUUACAACGUUCCGAUGCUGGUGACUCCUCGUGGUGGCUCCGGUGAUAACUGCACCAGCACGGGGUGCGUUGGGGACCUCAACGGCACGUGCCCUUCGGAGCUUAGGGUUACAAGCGUGGAUGGAAAACAGAGCAUGGCGUGUAGGAGUGCGUGUCAGGCGUUCGGGUCCCCGCAGUAUUGCUGCAAAGGCGUGUAUGGGUCUCCCAACACUUGCAAGCCUACGGCAUAUUCGCAGAUUUUCAAGAGCGCUUGCCCACGCGCGUACAGCUACGCGUAUGAUGACAAGACCAGCACUUUUACAUGUGCACCCUCUGCGGAUUACACCAUCACUUUCUGCCCUUCCCCUAAUGAUAACCCCAGUCAGAAAUCGUGGCAGGGGCAAAACCCGAGAUCAGAUAGCAGUGGUUCUUCUUCUGGGUCGCCGCAACUUAACAAUGGCACAAUGGUGUAUGUAGGAGGUGCCAUGGAUCAAAGUGAAUUAUCAUGGUCAGCAGGUACACAUGUGAAGGAAUCUCAAGCCAUUGCUGGUUUUGUCAGUAUCACCAUUGCUCUUUGGCUCUUGUGCCACUUAUAGUAACUACUUCCUCCUUCACCAUUUUUCUAAACAUUACACUUUUCUAAACAUUACACCCAUCAUCAACCCAUGUUUUUAUGCCUAGAAAAGUGUUGGGAUCCUAUCCAUCACUUGUCUGGUUUACUAUGUCCUCGUGGCCCACGUGAGUUCAGCAGGGUCCACAAGCACCAACCAUGAUCACAACUCACAAGCAUGCGGGUCAUUUUAAAUACCUCCAUUGAUGGAACUCCACCACCUUACAAGUUACAACUGUUUUGUUUUCUUGUGCCGAAAAGAAGAAUCCGAUGUUGUAGCUAUGGUUAUUGUUGGUAAAUGGUGAAGAUAGAUAAAUAGGGAGUGGGACAUUUCAUUUAUCUUUUUCCUUUGUAGCUUUCUUGUUUAGUUUAAUAGGUAUAUAUACUGCAUAAUUCUUUGCGUUCUGGGCUAUGCAUUCAUUUACAGUUCUACUUUCACUAUGCUACUAGCGUCACAAAAUUAAUUGCUGAUGUUUUCUGAACUUUCACUUCUCAA
Molecule: messenger RNA, 1624 nt
Organism: Vigna unguiculata (cowpea)
Lineage: Eukaryota; Viridiplantae; Streptophyta; Magnoliopsida; Fabales; Fabaceae
Product: Pathogenesis-related thaumatin superfamily protein
Source: RefSeq, a predicted model, not a curated record